UUUAAAUUAAUAAAAAAAAAAAACAAGUAGGAUUUUCAUUUUAGAACAGGUAAUGAACAGACCGGUUUUGGUUACUUUCAUCAACAUGUAAUUCAUUUAAUUUAAUUUUUUUUUGUUAACGAAAUUCAAAAUGUAGGGUUUAUUUUUUAAUUGGUGGGGAAAAGAUAGGAUCCCACCGCCACCACAUAUUUUUCUUUUUUUAAAGUUGUUUAAAAACACAAAUUCAAUUGUUAGUGAUUAUUGGGUCAACUCAGAUAUCCACCAAAUUCCAGCCAUGUUCUUGUUUUGCUGCAAACAUCACAUUUCCAUUUCCAUUUCCAUUUCCAUUUUCAUUUCUGUUUCUGUUAUGAUAAAGGAUGACUUAAUUGAAGCUCAAAUAAUGAAAAUGGAUCCAAAUUUUGACCGAUCCCUUCUCCCCUUCGGCUCAAUGGCAAACACCGGUGUUGGUUUCAUCACAAGAUGUGCAUUAAUUCCACAAGACAGUUUCUCCACUUUCACUGUUCUCAAUAACUGCCCCUACACAGUAUGGGCAGCGGCCUACCCCGGCGGUGGACGACGUCUGGACACAAACCAGACUUGGCUCUUGAAAUUACCCUCCCCUACAACGGGAAGAAUCUGGGGCAGAACCAAUUGCAAGUUUGACAGUACAGGGCACGGAAUUUGCGAAACUGGCGACUGCGGCGGCAAACUUGAAUGCCAAUUCUCCGGCUCACCACCCAAUACUUUGGUUGAAUUUUCGUUAAACCAAGGCAAGAAUUUGGAUAUAUUUGGCAUAUCUCUAGUGGACGGGUUCAAUAUACCAGUGGAAUUGAAACCCAAGUCUAAGGGAUGCAACAGGGUCGUGGGUUGCACCGCUGACAUCAAUGGGGAGUGCCCAGAGGCGUUGAAGGCAGAUGGUGGGUGCAACAACCCCUGCCAAGUCUUCAAAACGGAGAAGUAUUGUUGUUUUAGUGUUACGGAGAGGUGUAGGCCCACAGAUUAUUCUAAGUUUUUCAAAGACAGGUGCCCUGAUGCUUAUACUUACCCAACCGAUGACGCAACCAGCACAUUCACGUGUCCCUCCACUGGUGCCACUGGCUACCACGUCCUUUUCUGCCCUACUAACUAGUUAUGGUUUUGGAUUUUUUCUUCUUUAACAGUGUCCCUUGCAACCAAAGUCUUGCAAGUGAUGUGGGAUCUCCAUUUCCUAUUAUAGGUUCCAUGUCCAGUCCUUUACAUCUAAAGGCUGUAACAAAUGAGAUGAAAGCAGAUUAUCUACAAAGCAAACUCAACGAUAUUCAUCCCAA
Molecule: messenger RNA, 1286 nt
Organism: Cucumis melo (muskmelon)
Lineage: Eukaryota; Viridiplantae; Streptophyta; Magnoliopsida; Cucurbitales; Cucurbitaceae
Product: protein P21-like
Exons: 1
Coding region: 275-1108 (277 amino acids)
Biological process (GO): defense response
Cellular component (GO): extracellular region
Source: RefSeq, a predicted model, not a curated record